Messenger RNA from Coccidioides posadasii C735 delta SOWgp, 1374 nucleotides. RefSeq lists its product as uncharacterized. Gene Ontology annotation, biological process: tyrosyl-tRNA aminoacylation. Gene Ontology annotation, cellular component: cytoplasm. The record is from RefSeq and is a predicted model, not a curated record. Gene Ontology annotation, molecular function: ATP binding; tyrosine-tRNA ligase activity. NCBI's taxonomy places the organism in Eukaryota, Fungi, Ascomycota, Eurotiomycetes, Onygenales, Onygenaceae.
GAAAAGAUCACCACAGCAGCCAUGGGUUCAGAACUAUCGCCGCAAGAGAAGCUUGACCUGAUUAAGCUGAAUCUCCAAGAGGUUUUAAAAUCGGAGAUUCUCGAAGAUAUAAUUAUUCGCCAAAACAGAGCCCCCGUCAUUUAUUGGGGUACUGCGUCGACCGGCCGAAUUCAUUUGGGCUACCUGGUCCCGAUAGUUAAACUUGCCCAUUUCCUCCGAGCGGGCUGCCAUAUCAAGAUUCUCCUUGCUGACAUCCAUGGCUUCCUUGACAACCUCAAAGCCCCAAUCGAACUGGUCAAUUUCCGCGCGGAGUACUAUCGCCAUUCCAUCACGGCCCUGCUCGAAGCUGUCCAUGUCCCGACAGACAAGCUUGAAUUCGUGCUCGGCAGCUCCUACCAAUUAUCGCCCAAGUACACCAUGGACCUCUUUCGUCUGAGUAGCGUGGUGACAGAGCACGAUGCGAAGAAGGCUGGUGCCGAAGUGGUGAAGCAGGUAGAUAAUGCUCCGCUAUCGGGCCUUAUCUAUCCUCUGAUGCAGGCCCUGGAUGAAGAGCAUCUGGGCGUGGAUGCGCAGUUUGGUGGAGUUGAUCAGCGAAAGAUCUUCACGCUCGCGAUGGAAACACUGCCGCGUGUGGGAUACAAGGAGCGGGCCCAUCUGAUGAAUCCGAUGGUUCCUGGGUUGGCGGGCGGAAAGAUGUCCGCGUCCGACCCGGACUCUAAAAUUGAUAUCCUGGACACUCCAGACGUGGUGAAGAAGAAGCUAAAGAAGGCGUUUGCUGCACCGAGAGAAACAGAGGGCAACGGGAUUGUGAGCUUCGUCGAAUACGUCUUACUCCCCGUGAGCGCGCUGGAGAAUCCGGAAGGAAAGGGUAAAUUUACCGUUGACAGAAGUGAGGAGGAAGGUGGGCCGUUGGUUUACGAUAAUAUUGAAUCACUCAAGGAAGAUUACAGAGCCGAUAAGCUUACACCGCAACUCUUGAAGUUUGCUGUGACGAGUGCUCUUAAUAAUCUCCUCGCACCCAUCCAAGCCUCAUUCCAGGCAAAUUCUGUGUGGCAAGAAGUCACAAAGAAAGCCUAUCCUCCCCCACCAGAACCAGAGAAGAAAAAGAAGAAAGUAAAGGACAAAGGCUCGAGACACCCGGGGGCAGCGAAGAACGUGGUUGCACAGCCCGAUGGGUCCGUUGAAGGGCCAGAAAGUAGCAAAGUUGCUGUUGGGGCUGGAGUUGAGGAUGCGAUGGAAAAAUUGGACAUGAAAAAGUAAUACGAAGAAACAUGUGUUGAAAAAGAGUUCUAGAGGCGGUGGAUAGACCUAACAUGACCACUAACGAAUCGUCAAGAUGAUUCCCUUUUUUGCUUUGUUUUUCCUAGGGCCUUG